UGGUUUCCAUUGCGUUGGAGAUUACAAACUCUUCAUUCGUAUAUUUUCUUUGCCUCUUUGUUCGUUGGUCAGUUAACCUGCGAUGUAAAUGACAAUACUUAAAGACUUAGAAGGCACUGGAAUUACUGAAGGUGUGUCCGCUCGAACACAGCCACCACCUAACCUUCCGGAAGGCCCCGCUCACUUACUGGCAGAUAAUUAUUACUACUCACGUGAUGGCAGGAGGGAAGUCAGACCUCCAGUCUUACUCGCAGAUGCAGGGCGUAUUGCGCUUUCUGAGGGUGGUACUGAGGUGAUUAGUAGUGGUUCUGCAGUUGCUGUGGGAAAGAAGCCUCCAACACCAGGGAAGCCUUGGAAGUGGGACUAAACGUACAGUGAACUGCUGUUCGUCUGUGUUCAGUAGGGAAUGCCAAAUACAUGUACAGUACUUAGUGAAGUAAAUAGGGUGUAUGAUAUUUAAAUUAGUUUGCCAUAGAUUGUGAUCAGUAAAAAAAUUGUAGUUCAUAGAAAUCAAUGUAUAUAUUAGUUCUCAUGCAUUCAUUAAAUUGUUAAGACGUAUUCUGUGUCAUUUUAA
Molecule: messenger RNA, 574 nt
Organism: Cryptotermes secundus
Lineage: Eukaryota; Metazoa; Arthropoda; Insecta; Blattodea; Kalotermitidae
Product: NADH dehydrogenase [ubiquinone] 1 alpha subcomplex subunit 7
Exons: 2
Coding region: 89-367 (92 amino acids)
Biological process (GO): ATP synthesis coupled electron transport; mitochondrial electron transport, NADH to ubiquinone
Cellular component (GO): mitochondrial inner membrane
Source: RefSeq, a predicted model, not a curated record